UAUAAGGACCCCGUUCCCUCUGGUGCGCCCAUUCCUACCUUCAACUUCGUGGCACGUCCAGCCACGAAUCACUUCGAGCCACAGACAAGCACGAGCUACCCGAAGUCUGAUCUACCACACUACGUCUGAGCACUACGUAUACCGCGAGAGAAGACCCAUCAUGAGGGUACUCGGUGUCAUUCUGCUUGGAUGUGUGCUUCUCCUUCCAGCUACCUGCUCAGCAGCUACUGCCGUGGACAAGCAACAAGUUGAAGAGACGUUAGAGGAUCUCCUUUAUGAUCUCCAGAAACUCACAGCUGGCGACACUGUAGCAAGCGACAGUAAGAAUGGCGGAGAAACGAGCAAGCUGGAGGAGAGCCUUCUUCAGAUACUGCAAGGAGUAGAUGCUCCUGGCCCUGAGGACGAUGCAGAGACUCCUGUCGUUGCAGACGAAGAUGCUUUCGACCUUCGCAGGGUCGCUGAAGAUGUCAAAACUGGAGAUUGUGAAGGCCACAAGUCAGGAGAACAGUGGGGCUCAUCUGAUCACGACAACUGUAUCUGUGGAGGAUCAGUCCGCCUCUGCUAUCCUGUUGUCUGUCUUCCUGGUUCUCAGAUUAAACCUGACUCCAAAGGCCUCUGGGGAUGUGAAGUUGAUUCUUUGAAAGGAGAACUGACAGGAUCAGCUCAUGAGGUGAUCGGAGGACAAGAGCGGGCGGUUAUAACGGCUGCGACGGCUGCGGCAGCCUUUGGCGUUUUCACAGACAUCCUUGGCAUAGUCGGAUUCGCGAUGGACCGCUACGAGUCUGCACAAACGACCGCACAGCUGAACGAAAUACAGGAUCAGAUCCGGGAGCUGGACGAGAAGGUAGACGAGUUGACACGAAGCGUCAGUGACCUACAGCUGGGUCAGGAGUACCUUCAACAAGUUAUUAUGUAUGCCCAAAACGAACAACUCCUGAGGAACAUGCUGCAUAUUCUUGCUAGUAUCCGGGCCAGUAAUAGCCAAUAUGUGGGCAGCGAUCUGCAAGGCUGGGCAGACAACGUUCUCAGUCAUGGUUCAGAAGGAGUCAGAAAUAUAUUGUUAAAUCUGAUGGAAAUGGUAAAGCCACACUCAUCACUCUUUGGUGGAAAAUCUCUGUUCGAAGUAUAUCGUGAACAAAUGAAUAAUGAAAGGGGAGACCUGGAACAGGAUAUGAUAAAGAUGCGACUCAAAGUUGCGCAGAUCUACGGACUGAUCGGAGGUGGAUAUUGUGCGUGGAUUACAGCUCUGCGAAUUAAGGGACGUGAAAGUGAUAUUCCAGCUAAGGUACAAGAGGGGAAAAGAGAGCUUAACGAUUUGAAAGAAAGCCUGCAAAAAUAUCUUGAUUAUGGUACAUGCGAUGCCAGUUAUCAACCGAAGAACAGAAAGUGCUACAAAGCAUUUAAAAGUUCAAAAAACUGGAAUGACGCACGUGCCUAUUGCCAAAAGCAGGGAGCAGGUGGAGAGCUUGCAAUGCCUAAGGACCACAGCACUAACAGCUUCUUGCUUAAAUUGAAAAAUGAUGCGAGCACAUCGCAACCUUUUUGGUUUGGAUUGAACGAUAAGGCCAAAAAAAAACAAUGGAAAUUUAAUGAUGGCACGCCUCUCGGGUCUUUCAAGUAUUGGGCACCAGACGAGCCAAAUUACGGGGGGAAAAAUUGGCUGGGUCAAUACUUAAUGGUUGAAGGCUGUGCAGAGUAUUUUAACCAUAAUAAAGGCUAUCAUGCAGACAAGUGGAACGACGGCGACUGUUCUGGCUGGUAUAGAUAUUUCAUCUGUGAGAAAACUCCCUAUGGAUUGUACUGACCAGACCAGUUCCUGACAACAUGGUGAAUCGUCCUGUGACUGGCAUAUCCAUUUUUGUUAUGCACAUGCUCCUAUGUACUUACAUAUCUACUUAAUCAAUCAAUUUCCACGUGCUGUCGUCAACAAAAAACCUAGAUGUUAUGCAUGACAUCUGCGAUAUUGACAAUUUCUAUUCUGGGCUGUUCCUUGCCUCCAUUUUAAUUAUGAAUGAUGCCAUUUUUACGCAUACACCAUUCCCUUUAAGAUUUAAGUGCAGACAAAGAAAGGAAAGCAUUCAAAAGUUAAGUGAAGGUGAACAUCAUUAAACAUUAACUAUUCAAAUAAAGACUUUAUUUUCAUAAUUAAUGAGCAAAAGCUAUAAUGGCAUUCUUUGUUACGAUAUGACUGUCUUUUUGUGCAGAAUAUAAUCAACAUAUCUAAUUCAUGCAAUUGAGAAUCCUAAUUGCUCAAUCAGGUGGAUUAAUCUAUAAUUUCUUAGUCAGAAAGGCCAACAUCAUUUGGCGAAGGUAUGAGAAUGUGGGAAUCUAGUUUAUCAGUACUUUUUACUUUUGUAUUCUCUAGAGUAGCCAGAAAACUGUUUCUUACUUCUUACCAUCUUUCGGGCCAAGCCUUUUUUUUUACAUUCUGGUGCCAGGUUUGGGAACUCUAUUAGAUAUCAUCAAUAAAAUGCAGUUUUCAUGGUUAAUGAAACAUUAUCAUUGCAAUGUCUUCACAAUGCUCAUCUAAGAACAUGUGCAGUUUACUUAUGCACUCGUUAUCAGCUUAUGCUUGUCUGCUACGUACUUCGAUGAAGCCUUGAGAUCCUUGAGAUUGUCUUCAAGAAACUAUCCAGUCUUUGUACUAAAGAACUGUAACGAAGGCUGAUCAGACUGAAGUCAUGGUGUUAUAUGUACUUGGCAGAAAACCUAUAAAAACUCUUUAACACUUUUUUCUUUAAAUUUUACCUUUCCAUUAUCAUGAGCUGUUGAAUGUAUUUGCACAUUCUAGCCCUGUAUAGGUAACUCCUGAUUUCAGUCACUGUUAUAUAAGAAUUUUUUUAAAAUUUGUUUUGUGUUUUUCAUUUGAAUUGAUAUUUGGAUACAGGCACACAAUGUCCUUUUGAUGGCAGGAUCAUACCAACUAUACUUGGUGACAAAUUGGCUACAUUUAGAUCGUGGAUUUUCUUCUGAAUACUUCAAUUGGUCAUACAUCCUGUCAUAGAUGUAGACACUGUGCCAUUAUAGAAUAUGCAUAGUUGUAUUGCUUUUUAUUAUCAACUAUUUAGAUACAGGCACACAAUGUCCUUCUGAUGACAGAAUCAUACCAAGUUUACUUGGUGAAAAAGUUGCAACACUCUGAGUUUUCUAGCAUUUUUGUAAAAGGUUUUAAGAAAUGGUGAUUCUGUCAUAGAGGUAGACGCUGUGCCAUUAUAGAAUACUGGUGUGUGUGUGUGUGUUUUGCUUUUGUAUAAUCAUCUGUUUAGAUACAGGCACAGAAUGUCCUUCUGAUUACAGAAUCCAACCAAGUUUACUUGGUGAAAAAUUGAAAACACUAAUUUUCCAGCAUGUUUAAAAGAAGGUUUUAAGAAAUGGUGAUUCUGUCAUAGAGGUAGACGCUGUGCCAUUAUAGAAUACUUAUGACUUUUUUUUUCCUUUUUUAUAAUCACCUGUUUAAAAACAGGCACACAAUGUCCUUCUGAUGACAGAAUCAUACCAAGUUUCCUUGGUGACAAAUUGCAAAGACUUUGAUUGUGUAAACUGGAUAUGAAAAGAAAUUGUGCGUUUGAAAAUUAAUGUCCUGAAAUAUGGUAAGUAAGCGUUUAAAGUCUAGACUCCCAACUUUGGAAGGCUACACGAAGGAAUUGUGAUUCUGUCAUAGAGGUAGACGCUGUGCCAUUAGAAUAUGUUAUGUAAGACUUAAAGUUUUGAAGUGUGUAUGUUAGGGGCUGCCCAGUCAAGUCGUUGAAUACUGCGAGAAACACAUAAAGCCUCCCUUAAAAAACAAGACCGAUUGUACCAGCUGAAAUACAGUUAUAACAAGAGAAAGCAUUACUAAAAAUCAACAACACCUUUGGAAGUAAGACAUUCAGUCAGUUUAUCAACUUAAAGCAGUUAAAAACCAGUUGGCUGAGCAACAGUGAUGACGUCGAACCAGUAACACCAUGAUGUUCCUCUUAUGUAAUCUACAAGCAGAUGUGAUACUCCGGUUUGUUUUCCUUGUCUUUUUUGGCCUUUUGUACAUCUUUUUGUAGAGCAUGUUUUUGUCUGUUUUUCUUCAUGAUCAUUUGGUGAAGGCAAACAAAAGAAAAAUCACACUACUAGAAAAUCGUAGUUACAAACAUGUAAGACAUGUCAAACAAGACAGAGUCUAUUGUCUACGUGGAGAUUACCUCACCAGAAAGGUGAUAAAAACAUGUAUAUGUAAUGGGUACGUUAACACAAUGAAGUAGGAUGUCCAUAUCGUUAGUGAGGAACACUUUUAUCAUGUGAGCAGAAGAAUCGGAACAGUGAUAGAUGCGGACUAGAAAAUGUCUUACCUUGUGGCCCUAAGAUCAAUGCCAAUAACAUCUUAAAGGAGAGACUGUCAGUUUCAUCUGUCUGAAACUUGUGUAAAACAUCUACACAUGGAGUGUGUUGAUGUUCAUCAUUGAGACCCAUUUUAGGAUUUAAUUGUUUUUGUUUUUUCAAGUCUUUAUAAAUAGGUAACGGUAAGUUAAAAUUAGAUCCCAGUCUGUACAGUUAAAAUGUCUUUACACAUCAAAAAGGAAGGACCAUCAUAAUAUUGAGGUAUAUACGCACUUGUUACUAUCUUAAAACAUGAUCAACUAUAUGCGAUACGAAGUAACAUCUCAUGAAACGUUUGUUUGUGAGUAACAGUUCACACAGAAAACCAUAAUACAUACACGUUCUGUUGAAAAGAAUUUCAAUUGUACAUCAAUGACAAUAGCAGACAUUUUGUUACCAGGAUAUGUCAUGGACGCCUUAAAGAACAUGUAACUUGUCAAGAACCUGAGUUUUGCCUUAAAGGCUUGACUAACGAACUAGAGUGAGAUGUUAAAGAUCAUGCAAAGGAAAAGUAACAUCUGAUUCAGAGGGAGUUAAAUGUUGAAGUACGAUUGUACAUGUAGUUCAGACCCUGGUGACAAUCAAGAGUCUAACAAUUUAAAAACAGUUUAAUACCAACACUGUUAUAUCUGCUGUCUGUCAUUGAGACUGGUGUUGUUAAGAAUGCUUAAGAUGUUGCGCUUUUUUGUUAUUUCUACAAUAAACAGAGACU
Messenger RNA from Branchiostoma belcheri (Belcher's lancelet), 5059 nucleotides. RefSeq names its product CD209 antigen-like. The record is from RefSeq and is a predicted model, not a curated record. NCBI's taxonomy places the organism in Eukaryota, Metazoa, Chordata, Leptocardii, Amphioxiformes, Branchiostomatidae. The coding region runs from base 161 to 1804 and encodes 547 amino acids. The transcript is spliced from 12 exons.